Molecule: messenger RNA, 1053 nt
Organism: Aspergillus mulundensis
Lineage: Eukaryota; Fungi; Ascomycota; Eurotiomycetes; Eurotiales; Aspergillaceae
Product: isopenicillin N synthase family dioxygenase
Exons: 2
Coding region: 1-1053 (350 amino acids)
Molecular function (GO): dioxygenase activity
Source: RefSeq, a predicted model, not a curated record
AUGGAAGGCAAUAUGCCGGUCCAGGCAUGUCGGCCCGUCACCGAGACGGUGUCGAAAGACGGUCUGGUCAUCCCAAUUAUCGACUUUGGUCCCUUCCUUAAUGGCACUCCAGCCGACAAGCACGCCGUCGCCAUGGCCGUCGUCGAUGCCUUCAAGAAUAGCGGCUUCCUGUACCUCAAAGACCAUGGCAUUCCACCUUCCGUGACCUCCAAAGUCUUCAAGUCCUCUGCAUCAUUCUUUGGAAGAUCCCAAGACCAGAAGGAUACGCUGGGCUGGACGACCCCGCAGGCGAACCGUGGUUAUGUUCGCACGGGCCGGGAGAAACUAAGCACGGUCGACCGUCAAACGGACCGCACGAUCCCUGAUAUGAAAGAGACCAUGGAGAUUGGCCGCGAGGGCGUCGAGGGUCUCCCGAACCGCUGGCCGGAUCAUCUUGAUGACGAGGGGAAAGACUUUAAAGAGACAAUGCUCGAGUUCUUUGAGAAAUGCAAGGAGCUGCAUAUCAAAGUUAUGCAAGCUAUUGCAUUGGGUAUGAGUCUGCCCGUGCACUUUUUUGACGAGUACGUUGACAAUGGCGAUAAUAACCUGCGUCUUCUACAUUACCCGGCUGUGCACAAGGACGUCUUCGCAAAGAACCCGGGGCAAGUGAGGGCUGCGGAACAUAGUGAUUACGGGUCUAUCACACUUCUGUUCCAGGAUCAGCGGGGAGGACUCCAGGCAAGGAGUCCGGAGGGAACUUGGGUUGAUGUGACGCCGUUCCCUGAUACGGUUGUUAUUAAUGCGGGUGAUUUGCUGGCCAGGUGGUCGAAUGAUACUAUCAAGAGCACGAAACAUAGGGUUAUCGAGCCGCCCAAGGCGCAUGGCGAGGAGGACAAGGACUUCGAUAUGUAUCCAGAGCGGUACAGUAUUGCGUACUUCUGCAACCCUAACAUGGAUAAGUUCAUCGAGGCCAUUCCCGGUACCUACGGGGAAGGGGCGGAUAUUAGCAUGGCGAAAUAUCCAGGAAUAACAUCUGGUGACUACUUGGUACAGCGCCUUUCUGCAACAUACUAA